Molecule: messenger RNA, 1584 nt
Organism: Penicillium pulvis
Lineage: Eukaryota; Fungi; Ascomycota; Eurotiomycetes; Eurotiales; Aspergillaceae
Product: F-box protein
Exons: 1
Coding region: 1-1584 (527 amino acids)
Molecular function (GO): protein binding
Source: RefSeq, a predicted model, not a curated record
AUGGCUACACCAAGCCCUGAACAUCAGCCCUCAUUGACUGCACCAAGCCCCGGGCUUCUUCAAUUACCUCCUGAGAUUUUAUUGAUGGUCACAUCAUUUUUACCAAAUCAAGAUCUCAAAUCCUUGCGUCUAGCAAGCAAAUUACUAGGCGAGACCACGCCACUGCCAUUCUCGCGCGUGUUUCUUUCAGCCAAUUUGCUGGAUGUAAAGGUUUUCCGCUCGAUAGCAAACCAUCCAGAAUUCCGGAAGCAGGUCACCGAAAUUAUCUGGGAUGACGCGCGUUUUGUUGCGGCCCCAGCAUCCUGGGAGGAUUAUACCCCGUUCAUCAAUCGCAAUGACUUAAAAAUGGACGUCGAAGAAGGAUGUCCUGCGUGGUUCUUGCGGGAUUGCAAAGAAAACAUCCGCAGUAUGAACCAGCGGAAAUCCAACGAUGUGGAUAGGCCUGAUCAUAUGGCUCGCCAGCAGCAAGCGGAUGCACAGAUGCCUCUAAAAGACUGCUGGAAGUACUAUUCGCAAGUGCUUAAUGACCAGCAAUCUGUGAUUGAAUCUCGGGAUGAUGAAAAGGCCUUCAUUUAUGGCUUAGAGCAAUUCCCACAGCUAAGACGGGUGACUAUUACGCCCGCCGCACAUGGCCGCACAUUCUCUCCACUAUAUCGAACACCUACGAUCCGAGCAUUUCCAUAUGGCUUCAACUACCCUAUUCCACGGGGAUGGCAUAUCUGUUCGGCUGAAGGAAUAGCCCUCGAUCCUUUACCGUGGUCAGAGGCAAAAGAAGAGUAUAAGGAGCUCUGGAGAGGGGCCAGAAUUGCCCUCCGCGUUCUUUCAACGAUCGAGGACCAUAAUAUUUCUGAGCUAUGUUUUAAUUCAAAAAGACUCGCUACUGGGAUAAACUUCAUGAUCUUUGCCCAGCCGUGUGAAGAAUACAACCAUUUUGCUGCAAUCAUGAAACGCCCAGGCUUUCGUCACCUUGACCUAUCCAUCCUAGUUGGAAACAGCGGGAUCUAUGACUAUGCAGGUUUAACCAGCGGACACUUCUUCAAAGCUCUUAGCUUGGCGAGAGAACUGACUCACCUCAAUUUGACAUUGGCAUUAGAAGAUGGUCGGAAUGAUCUAGCUCUUCCUUUGAAAGAGAUUCUCCCUAUCCAGCAAUGGCCAAAUCUAUACCAUUUAGGUCUUUUUAAUUUUAGUGUCAACGUGUCAGACGUAAUUGAUCUGCUUGGUUCGGUGUCAUCUUCAAUGCGCUCUGUUGAGCUAGGAUCUUUGAGGUUUCCCAAUAGUGAAGGAUUGUGGUCUGGGCUAUUAGAGCGGAUGCGGGAUGAGCUUGAUUGGAGUAAGCGUGAUCAAUCACUAAGACCGGCCGUGAGAAUCACCAUGGAUAUUGAUCAGAUGCGACCUGGGAGGUUUGCCCUCCUUACAGAUGAAGUUAUGAGGUUUCUCUAUGACUCUGGUGAAAUUCCAACAACCAGAGAUAUACGCAACUACCCGAAGUUGGGAAUGGGCACUUUGCAUGAUAUUUUUGAACCUGAAUACACUCGACCAAACCUGGGUAUGAGAGAGCAUCGGGAAAUGGGAAUUAUAUUGUAA